Messenger RNA from Oreochromis niloticus (Nile tilapia), 435 nucleotides. Its product is annotated as transcriptional coactivator yorkie. The coding region runs from base 46 to 390 and encodes 114 amino acids. The record is from RefSeq and is a predicted model, not a curated record. Gene Ontology annotation, molecular function: protein binding. The transcript has 4 exons. Lineage: Eukaryota; Metazoa; Chordata; Actinopteri; Cichliformes; Cichlidae.
GAGAAGGAAAGAGAAGCCAUCAGGUAUGCUGUGGUGCCGAGGAGAAUGAAAGGUAUUCAGGAAAAACACCGAGGUCUUCCCUACGGCUCGGAGGAAGCUUACACUGCAGACGGAGUGAAAUACUACAUCAAGGCUAUAACGCUGGAUGAUAAUGAUGGAUCUGCUGUAAGCCUCUUUCAGAUGGGAUUAACAGAACGAGAAGAGGCGGUGGAUAAAGAUUCCCCACGUCACGUGACCCAGACGACCUCGUGGAGCCCUCCCGGGUUGAGCAGCGGCGCCCCAGAGCUGACGCCUCCGCCUCCGCCUCAGGAGACCUUAGAGGUGGAGGAAGAGCGUGAUGGAGAGGCAGCGGAGCAGAGACAGAACCCGACCACAGAGACGAAGAUGUAGGAGCAGAGCCUCCAUCCGUCCCCUCCUCCAUUAUUACUGCAGUCA